Magallana angulata is the source of this 1416-nucleotide messenger RNA. RefSeq names its product WD repeat-containing protein 74-like. Lineage: Eukaryota; Metazoa; Mollusca; Bivalvia; Ostreida; Ostreidae. The record is from RefSeq and is a predicted model, not a curated record. The coding region runs from base 43 to 1245 and encodes 400 amino acids. The transcript has a single exon. Gene Ontology annotation, biological process: ribosomal large subunit biogenesis. Gene Ontology annotation, cellular component: nucleolus; preribosome, large subunit precursor. Gene Ontology annotation, molecular function: protein binding.
UAUUUGACCGGUCUGGUUUUGAGAUUUACUUUGCACUUAAAAAUGGCUGCGCCCAUGCUGAAAGUGCUGGACGUGUUCGUCGGUUCAGAAACAGGACUUUUAAAAGGAAUAAACGUUUCUAAAGCCGAGUGGUUGAAUUUACAUGACACAGAAUCUGUGGAUAAAUCAAAAGAAAUCGUAUCAUUGUGUUGGAAAGACGAAACGGAGACUGAUGUGUGUAUUGGGUCCAAAAACAGAACUGUGACGAUUUGGAAUUCGGCGACUCGAACCUUUUCCGAUUCAUUAAUUCUUGGGACAGAGGAAUCAAAACUUCGAGGUGUCAGAUUGCUGAACGGUGAUUAUGUUUCAUGUGUUGAUACAGGACUUGUCCGUUUGUGGAAAGAUGGCGAGGUAGAGUCCGAGAUAAAUGCUGGGAAGGACGUGUUUACUUUCGAGCAAAAUCCAACUGAGAGAAAUAUUUUUGCUACAGGAGGGAAAGAAAAUGAGCUCAAAAUAUGGGACAUAGAAUUAACGGAAAAUCCAAAAUUUACCGCUAAAAAUGUGAGAAAUGACUGGCUUAAUUUACGGGUACCUGUUUGGGUCACCUGUGCAAGGUUUCUACCAAAGUCUGAGAAAAUUUUCACUGCAACAGGUCACCAUCAAGUGAGAAUGUAUGACUUGAAAGCACAGAGAAGGCCGGUUCUAGAUAUGUCAUUUGACGAAUAUCCCAUCACAGCUCUAUCUCUCUGCCCUAAGAAUGAAAACGAAGUAGUGGUUGGGAAUACGGUUGGAAAAUUAGCAGUUUUGGACAUAAGAAAAGGGCGACCAGUUCAAGUGUUUAGGGGUCUCGCAGGUGCCAUCCGGGCAGUCGAACAUCACCCUACAUUGCCGGUUAUAGUGUCCUGUGGGUUGGAUCGAUAUUUGCACAUUCACUCGACGGAUGACAAAUCUCAACAGAAAAUCUACUUGAAAUCUCGACUCUCCGCUCUCCUUCUAAAAUCUAGCUGGGAUGGGAAUGAUGUAGACAAUGAAGAGGAAGUGGUCGUCAAAACGGAGGUCGUCUCCGACGAAGAUGGGAAUGACGACGAAAUCUGGGGGAAUAUGGAGGUCGUCCAGACGAAAACCAAAAGAGAGGAUGUAAAGAAUUCUAACAAUAAGAAAAAAAUCAAAAGAAAGCAAACUGGAGAAGAAUCAGGGGAAUUUGAUAAACAGUCAAAGUCGAAAAAUGUUAAAAAUAAGAAAAGGAAAACUGGAAUAAAAGCUUGAUUGUAUAUUGAUUUUGAGUUUUUAUGUACUGUGUUUUACAGUUGUUAAAGAGGCAUGGUCACAAUUUUGAUGAUUUAUUUUUCAAUUUUCAUAAACAUGUCAAUGGAUACAAAUCAUCAAUCUAUUUAUUUUGUUCCGUAUCAAAAUAAAGUGCAUCAUUGACAGGAUUUA